Molecule: messenger RNA, 1198 nt
Organism: Anastrepha obliqua
Lineage: Eukaryota; Metazoa; Arthropoda; Insecta; Diptera; Tephritidae
Product: YLP motif-containing protein 1-like
Exons: 1
Coding region: 18-491 (157 amino acids)
Source: RefSeq, a predicted model, not a curated record
AAACAACCGCAGCAGCAAUGGCAGCCGCAGCCUUUCAGCAACGCCAUCAGCAGCGACAGCAACAGCAGCAACAUAAUGAAAUGCAACAACGCUUGCAAGCGCAACACUUGUUGCCGCCACCCCCGCUGCCGCCUCCGCAUAUGGUUUGGCCGCCGUUGAAUGGCGAUGGAAUGGCUAGUAUGUUGCCGCCUCCACUCAAUCAGCAAUUGCAUCAACAACAACAGCAGCAACAACAACACCAACAGCAUCGUUCAUUAGUGGCGCCUUCAUUGCCGCCGCCGCCCCUGUUGCAUGGCACGCACGAAAUGCCUCAUCUAGGUGUUGGAGAUUCGUCCUUAUACCACCAACAGGCGAACCAUAUUGCGGACCAAGGCCUACUGCCGCCGUCCUUCGGCUGUCCUCCAACGAUGCAAACCAUGCCGCCCACGCAUACACAUCAACAACAACCAUAUUUUGAUUUUUUCAACAAUAAAAUGAGUCUGCUGAAUUGAUGGUCAAUAUAGUGGAAUUGAUGUCAAAGUAUAGCUGAAUUAAUAUGAACAUGCAGCUGAAGAAUUCUAGUUGCAACUGAAUGAUCAGCGCUCUUUUCAUGGCUGAGUAAUAUGCGAUUUCAUUCAGCGCUCGGUUUGAAAAAGCAAAAAACCACAUAAGCGCCUGACAAAUGUGUGAACCAGUCAAUAUGAAAUUUAUAGGACGUAAAUGAAGUUCCGCACUUAAGCUCGUACUUAAGCCAAAUUAAAUUAACGUUUAGCUGAAUAAGUUCAACGGCGUAUCUGAUAAUAAGAUUCUUAUAUCAUAUGAAAUGCAAAAGUAUAGUGAAGUACAUACAUAUGUAAAUGUGUAAAGGCAAACAGUAAGAAAAUAUUGGUUUCCUUAUUUUUUAUAUCCUAUAUUUUAUUUUAAGUUUUUAAUUAAGUUUCAUAAAGUGAAAAUGAAUUUUAAAAAUAUUGUGCAGGCACAAAACACAGGAUAUGCAAAAUGGCGUCUAUUGUUUCAAGCAAAAUAUUUCGAUUUUUUAACGCCAAAUUUAACUCUGAUUAUUACCUUAGCUUUGGACUGUCAUCCUUCGUCAAACUGACGACACGCGUUCUUAAAUUCAAACUUUCUCAUGUUUUCAUCGUUUGGCUCUAAUUUUGUAAGUUAUAAAAACGAGGAAAUGAUUUGUGAAUUACAUAUUUUAAUAACAAAUUUAAUUUAA